GAAAAUAUGGGCGUGAAAGGAAAGUUGAUUGCUUCAAAGGAGGUGAAGUGUGGAGAACACUUGAUUCAUGACCUUUUUCUCACUAAUUCUCAUCAUAUACCCUACAUAAGUCCUAGUAAGAUCAAUCGUAUUGAUAUUAAUGAAGGUGAAAUAGGAAAAAUUGGUACGAUUAUGAACUGUAGAUAUAAUGAAGAUGGUCAAGAAAAGAUUGUUAAGUAUGUAAUUGAAGCCAUCGAUCAUCACAAGAACUCGAUUAGUCGGAAAGUGAUUGAGGGAGAUUUGUUAGAGUUUUACGGUUCCUUUACAUUUGUAUCAUCUUGUCAACAUCAAUGGGCUACAUGGACAAUUGAGUAUGAAAAGAAAAAUGAAGACACCCCAGAGCCCCUCAUUUUUUUAGGUUUUAUUCUUGACAUGACCAAGGAUAUAGAAGCUCACCUUCUAAAGAAAUAGAAUCUAUGUUGUUCUAUAUUAUAUAUAAUACAAAUAAAUAAGCGUGUGUGUGUCUAGACACAUGUAAAAUAAAUAAAUCUCCUUAUAUGGAUGCAUUUCCAGUGAUCAGUAUAUGUAAGAUAGUAUGCA
Molecule: messenger RNA, 579 nt
Organism: Solanum stenotomum
Lineage: Eukaryota; Viridiplantae; Streptophyta; Magnoliopsida; Solanales; Solanaceae
Product: kirola-like
Exons: 2
Coding region: 7-450 (147 amino acids)
Biological process (GO): defense response
Source: RefSeq, a predicted model, not a curated record